This is a messenger RNA of Effrenium voratum, 1701 nucleotides long. Lineage: Eukaryota; Dinophyceae; Suessiales; Symbiodiniaceae. The record is from the annotation of a GenBank genome assembly.
AUGCUUCAGCUGCCAACACGUUUCAUAGGUGGCGCUUACUUCUUGCUAAUGCUGUCCGUUCCACCAGCAGAUGCCUUCAUGGCGGUGAACAAACCUCCAGAGGCCUUCCCAAGGACCAAUCUGACGCUCCUUCUUGACUCCGGUCUCACAGCAGCAGUGAUGCUCACCUCAGAGGUUUGCAAAAGCCUGAAGCUGGCGGUCGGCAGCGAAGGGAAUUUCUCCUCGGGUUUGGGCGCCAUCGGUUCCAUGGAGAUGCAGCAGGUUCGCGUGGAGGGCGCUGCCCUCUCGGAUGGCGAGGAGUCCUAUCCUCUAUCCCCGCUGGCAGGCGUCGUGGUGGACAACUUCCCUCAGCUGAAGAUUGCGGACGAAGUGGGAGUGGUUCUUCAAGGAAUGCUUGGACAAGGCUUCAUGGACCAAUUUGACUUAGAGCUGGACGCAGCAAGGAAGCAGGUGAGGGCCUGGCCCAGGGCGUCCUUGCCCGCAGACAGUGGGCCCCACUGGCGGCAGCUGGAGGCGUUGGGCAUGCCCGGGCGCCUGCAGUUGACGGAAGAGGAGCUUUCAGAGUCCAGCGUCUUGGCGCAGGACUUAUUGCGAAGAGGAGCUCUCGCACUUCUCUUCUUUGCAAGUCGUGCAAAGAGGCAGAAAGGUGAGAAAGAUGAAAAACAGGCGUGCAACGCCCUACUUUGCAUCCGUUUGCUGGCGCAGCAGCUUCAAGUUCUGGCAAAUGUGACUGAAGGGUGGGAGACAGAGUUGCAAGACUUAGCAGUGGUCCUGGGUCACUGGGUGUCCACAGACUGGUGCUCGCCUCGCAUUGAAGUGGUGGGCUACCUUCCGUGCUGCAGUACCCCGGGGAGCUUCUUGUUGGGCCACUGCAGCCACAACGCGCUCAAAGCGGUGCUGGAUGUCGUGAUGUGCGAGCCUCAGAUUCCAAGCUCACUGGACGUGUGCCGUGCUUACGGAGGUACAGCUUUGCACCGCUGGGAAGAAGUGACAGCAGCUGGGCUGGCGCUCCUGGCAGCAGCGCAUGACCGUGCGGAACGUGCGGUGUUGGUGUGCGGAGGCGACAGCCUUUUGGCCUCCUUCUUGGCCCAGCACGCCCCCGAGGUGGAAGUUGACUUUCUGGAGCAGGCCGAGGUGCUCCCGCUGUUGCAGCAGCACAUGGGGCUGCGAUUGGGGGGCCCUGGCCGGGCGCCGGGCAGCCGCAGAGUUGUCGCGGAUGUCGCGCAUGGGCCCGCGCAGCCCAGCAAGCCCAGCGAGCCCAGCGAGCCCGCAGUGUCCAGCGAGCCCAGCACCUACGACGCCGUGGUGCAGCUCGCCGGUGCCACGGGCAAACUGAAGCUCCGGGCGGGCGGCUGCCUGCUGGUGGAGAGGGCGAAGUCCUCCGAUGGCUUGGAGCUCACCGACCUCACCGACUUGGGAGAGGAGCCGGAGACCAGCGAGUCUGCUUUGUUCCUGGAGGAACCUUUGUCGCCAUUUCAGGACUUGAUUCGCCCAGAGCUGUGGUUUGCGCGGCUGCUUGAGCGCGGAGGUGUUCAAGGCGGCGCUCCUGACGUGCUUGUGGCCCAGCGGAGCCAGGUGGUGCGUGCGGGGCGGCUCGACAUGGAGGACCUGGCAGCGCUGCGGGCGCUGGCCAUGGCGGACUUGGGCAGCGAGGUGCGAUCCCCGGGCUCCGCUGCCUGGCAGGCGGGGGGGAAGACGUGA